Molecule: messenger RNA, 2531 nt
Organism: Pristis pectinata (smalltooth sawfish)
Lineage: Eukaryota; Metazoa; Chordata; Chondrichthyes; Rhinopristiformes; Pristidae
Product: tyrosine-protein kinase ZAP-70
Exons: 13
Coding region: 218-2008 (596 amino acids)
Biological process (GO): innate immune response; protein phosphorylation; cell surface receptor protein tyrosine kinase signaling pathway
Cellular component (GO): cytoplasm; extrinsic component of cytoplasmic side of plasma membrane
Molecular function (GO): signaling receptor binding; ATP binding; non-membrane spanning protein tyrosine kinase activity
Source: RefSeq, a predicted model, not a curated record
UUUAGUUGAUAACUUCUUUCCCUUGUCACAUCUAAGAGAAUAUUUUUUCACUAUUAACUAGUCUUGGAAAAAUUGCCUUUCUAUUGAUUUGAGGACAACGGAAAGUGUUCACAGAAAAUAAGUUCGCCUUGUAAAUGACGUAAAGUCUCAACAAUACAGAAGGUACAAGAAGGCAAGAAACAAAGACUGAUCCAAAGCAAGACAGCCUGCACUGACCAUGCGAGAUAUUGCUUUCCACCUGCCAUUUUUUUAUGGCAGCAUAUCCCGUUCUGAGGCGGAUGAAUUCCUUCGGCUGGGAGGGAUGUCUGAUGGGCUCUUUCUGUUGCGUGUGUGCCUGCGUAACCUUGGAGGUUAUGUCUUAUCAGUUGUCUUUGAUCAAAAGACUCACCAUUACACAAUCGAGCGGCAGUUGAACGGGACUUAUGCCAUUGCUGGUGGCAAGUCUCACUGUGGGCCUGAAGAGCUCUGUGAAUAUUACUCAAAGGAUGCCGACGGACUGUGCUUUGUGCUUCGGAAGCCUUGCCUUCGACCCCCUGGUGUCGAUCCCAAGCCUGGAGUAUUUGACAGUAUCAGAGAAAAUAUGUUACGAGAGUAUGCUCGCCAGACAUGGAACCUGGAGGGUGAGGCAUUGGAACAAGCAAUCAUCAGCCAAGCUCCACAGCUGCAGAAACUGAUUGCAACCACUGCACAUGAGAAGAUGGGCUGGUACCACGGUCCGAUCAACCGCGAUGAGGCAGAACGACGUCUCUACUUGGGUGCACAACCCGAUGGGAAAUUUCUACUGAGGCAACGCCAAGAAUCGGGAACAUACGCACUCUCUUUGCUGUAUGGGAAGACACCCUAUCAUUACAGGAUAGACUUGGACAAAUCUGGGAAGUUCGCCAUCCCUGAGGGGUCAAAGUUCGAUACUCUUUGGCAGCUUGUUGAAUAUCUAAAGAUUAAGUCUGAUGGAGUGAUAAACGUGCUACGUGAAGCCUGCAAUAAUCCGAACCAACCGGCUGAUCCAGUGAAACCACCAUCGCUUCCGAAGAAUAGACAAGGUGCUGCCAGCCUUACUUGCAAUCUCGAUGGAUAUACACCAGACCCAAUUGAGGGGCGCCGGGUGCUUCCUAUGGAUACAGAAUCAUAUGUCAGCCCUUACAGCGACCCUGAAGAGUUAAAGGACAAGAAAUUGUACCUGAAGCGAGAUUGCCUGCUAAUUGAUGAGGUGGAGCUGGGAUCUGGCAACUUUGGCUGUGUUAAGAAAGGGGUGUAUAAGAUGAGGAAGAAGCAGAUUGAUGUUGCUAUCAAAGUGCUGAAAAAUGAUAAUGAGAAGUCAUUAAAGGAUGAACUGAUGAAAGAAGCUGAAUUCAUGCAGAAACUGGACAACCCCUACAUUGUGCGAAUGAUCGGCGUGUGUCAAGCAGAGCAUCUGAUGCUCGUGAUGGAGAUGGCUGCAGGAGGUCCACUCAACAAGUUUCUGUCCAGCAAAAAAGAUCAGAUCUCCAUCGAGACUGUUGUUGAACUGCUCCACCAAGUUUCUAUGGGAAUGAAAUACCUGGAGGAAAAUAAUUUUGUGCACAGGGAUCUUGCUGCCAGAAAUGUUCUCUUGGUCAAUCAGCAUUAUGCCAAGAUCAGUGAUUUUGGAUUGUCCAAAGCAAUUGGUGCUGAUGAUAGUUACUACAAGGCUCGCACUGCUGGGAAAUGGCCGGUGAAGUGGUACGCACCUGAAUGUAUAAAUUUCCGGAAAUUUUCGAGCAAGGCUGAUGUCUGGAGCUUUGGUGUGACGAUGUGGGAAGCAUUGACCUUUGGACAAAAGCCAUACAAGAAAAUGAAAGGCCCAGAAGUUGUUACUUUCAUUGAGCAAGGUGGCCGAUUGGAUCGUCCUCCUGAAUGUCCAGAUGAAAUGCAUGAACUUAUGCAAGCGUGCUGGACAUACAAAGUGGACGAUCGUCCUGGAUUUGUGGAGGUUGAGAGCAAAAUGCGUGACUACUAUUAUAAAAUUACACAGAAGCCAGCAUCAGUUUGACAUCACACUCAUGAUAACUUACACCGGACAAGCAUUGUUUUGAUUUGCGUGUUGGUAUUUUGCUGCAUCUAUCUUUUAAGAGUUCUUGUAGUCAGUAACUGUGAAAGCAAAGCUUCCAGCAACAACAUAGCUGGAGUUUUAGCAUACCUUUCGUUAAUCACAUAAUCUUACUUUGAACAAAAUCAUUCACAUUCUUAGUAAUAAUUUAACUUUGCCUUGUUAAUUCAGCUGAACUGGUGAAAUGAGCCUCUGUGGCUAUACUCUGACAGUAGUGUUAGUCAAAACUAACCUUAGCAUCCCAUUGCAAUUAAGAAUUGAAAGUGUGAACAUAUUGUGCCAGUAAAUUUAUUUCGUGUUGUUGUAUUUAGGUAAAUGAAGAAUUAUACUGUCACAUUGCACAUGCUUCAUCUACAAGGUCAGUUAUAACUGGCCUGGUUACAAAAUUGUAUGCAUGUUGUUUCAUGAUGAAAUAUUACUGCUAUCAAGAAUAAUUUUAGCUCUGAGUGAAAAUAAAGAAAUAACA